UUCUGUUUCAGGUUUUUAAAAUUGUCAAAUACAAUAUUACAGGAUAGUUUUAUUAUUGACAUUGGUAUGGCUGCGUUAGUACCAACUAUAAAGGAUACACAAUUUGUAAACUGGCUUAAAGGCGCCCUCGCUCUGCUUUUCACGAAACAAGGAUUGGACGAUUUUGUCAAUGGUGAAAUGAUACAGUUUCAGAAUGAUCUUUUAACAUCGAUAUUUCAAACCAAAGCUUUGCCUGCUGGAACCGUCUGUACCUUGUGUUCCAUAGAAAAUGUUCUACCCUGUCCAACACAAAACUUCUGCUCUAAAGGUCGAAAAUGUCACGUACACGACGUUAACAAUCCGAAGAAAAACCCUCAUCAACCUUGUAAGAAUAAACUCUGCCAAGAUAUUCGAGACGGAAUCAUAAGUGAACACAGGUAUAGCAGACCCGGGAAAGGGUAUGAUGGACCUUCCUGGAAGAACACCAAAGCUGAAAACUGGUGCACAGACGCCUUUGAAAUAGCUAAAUGUUUCAUGCCUCCAAACGGCUAUUCAGCGGUAACAACACUUGGUGAUACUGAUUUCAAUGGUACAUUGGCAGUAAUUAUCAACAACAAAACGCUUCCAAAACAAAAUGGCGGCUCCGUUAAACCAGUCAAACAAUGUCUGUUUACAGGCACGUGAUAUAGGUCGUAAGAUUCGACAUUCCGCAGAUUUGUCUGUGUCGGAUACGGACCUGGUUCAAUACAUUGACACAUUGAUAAACCUUCUGUCGGAUCAAAAAUAUUUGUCCACUGACCAAAAUGCACAACAGGCGGUGGUUAAAUUAAAAAACUUAAAAGCAAAUAAAUUAGCCAUAACAACGGAAGACAUAACAAAUGUGAUAGAUGAUGCAAUUCGGCAGAGUAUCAAAUCACAAGGCGACAUCGCCUUACAAGCUGUUAGUACAACAAGGGACGAAGCACUAGUAGAAAUAGAAGAUAAGAAAUGUAAAUCGCUGCAGCUCUUGAAAGAUAUUAAAUCUUCACUUGCCAACGUGCAAACAGUAACAGCUGAAAGUCUGGACAGAAUUAUAGCAGAGAAAUUAUCUGCUAUACAUAACAUCAAAAUAGUGGCAGAAAACGAGAAACGUGAACUUAAAUCAAUAGGUUCAUCUGAAAGAGCUCUGCUCCAAGAGGAACUGCAGAAGAACAGAGAUAGAAAACAACGAAGUGCUGGGCUGCCUAUUAUUGGGUAUUUUAGAAAAAGAGGUUUACGAAAAAGUAUAAAGAAAGACUUGAUCAGUUUCUACGAAGAAUGCUACAGUUACAUACCUGUCGCCCCUCUCGCUGAAGAUCAUGAUGCGCUACUGACUGACUUCUAUGUUGAGCCUCCACUGACAUCAGUUGACGUGCAAAGAAAGUUCAGAUCGAGGAAACAACUUUCUUCAAAGAUGCCAAUACAUUCGUACAGUGACCUGUUCAUUCGUAGAGAUGGCAAAAUGUACAAGCACAUUUACGUUACAGCGAAAGCCGGAGUUGGAAAAACAUCCUUUGCAAAAAAAGUAUGCAAGACCUGGUGCCAAGCUCACAGCCCUAACAAAGAAAUAAAGCAUAAGUUUAAGAAAGCCGAUUUAGAUGCGAUGAAGAAAUUUGAGUUUUUAUUCAUGAUUUCUUUACGAGAUGUAGAAACCUCUGAAUGCGAUCUAGAAAGCAUGAUUACUAGCAGCCUUCUUAAUUGUCUGAAAAGUCAUUCUCGGUAUUCAAGACUUGACAUAGAGGAUAUUCUAAAUGAAAAGACGUGCUUACUUCUUCUGGAUGGUCUGGAUGAAUGGGCCCACCCUACCAGCUGUGACAAAGGUUGCCGUGAUGUACACGCAAUACCACACAUACCUGCUCGCGAACAGUGCACAGUCAUGACGACAAUACGACCCUGGAAAUUUGAGGUUGUUAAACUAGGCACAAGUCAAAUUGACAGACAUGUAGAAAUCAAUGAGCUGAAUGAUUCUGCGUCAAAAGAGCUUAUAAGUAAUGCUGUUACUGUAUUAAAUACACAGACUCAAUCAAACUAGACUCAGACCGUUGAAGAGUUCGAAAGUGUGACGUCGACUUUGAAGCUCGAUAAAUUGCGAUAUAUCCCCUACAUCUUGUUGCAAAUCAUUUGCCUUUGGUUUGACGGAAAGUCAAUAGGAGGAACAAAAUGCGAAAUAUGUACUAACAUACUAACACUUACACUAACUCGGGGUCUGAAUAAGUUAGAAAACAAAAUUCCACUACCAAAGAGCACCUACGACAUUCCGCCUUGCCUGCAAUUGAGUGACAUCUGUAAAUUACAUUACAACGUACUAAUCGCUCUUGGUGAACUAGCGUUUACAAAAAUAUUUGGUUCGAAAGCGGAAAGUAGUCUUGUAUUUGAUAAGUCUGAAGUUAUUCGUAUUUUAUCGGAGGACACUCUCAGAUUUUGUUUAAAAAUAGGGAUUUUAUCACAAACUAAAGACGAUGGAUUAGUCUCAGAGAGAUGUAGCACUAUCUCAUUUCAACACAAAUCUAUCCACGAGUAUUUCGCAGCCCUUUAUAUACAGUCGCGCUUCGACAAUCAAUACAUUCAAGAGAGUAUUCGCAAAGAAUGUAACACACUGUCAGCUAUAUUGAAAAUGUCAAAUGUUUUCAUUUUUCUCGCCGGACUAAAUUCUAUUGCAUUUGGUCAUAUCGUUCAAAUAUUUAUGGACACUGUUUCUGCUUGUGGGGAUGUAAGGUAUUUCAGGAAUCACUAUAUGAAUAACCAAACGUAUUCACCAAGGUGGCUCGAAUACUGGGAAAUUAUGAAAUCCUGGCAGUGCAUGUUGACAGAUUCUGCACAAGAAAUUGUUAACAAUAACGGAGAAAGUAAUAUUCCUUUACAUAUCGAAGAUAUAAUUGUAGAUAGCACAAUAACACUAGACACGUGCAUUUUACUUAACAUCCUAACAGAGAACAAAAACGACAAGAUCAAAUCAAUGACUAUGACAGAAUGUCAGUCUACAGAAGAGUUUACAGAAAAACUUCAAGCACUUGAUUUUCAAGGUAUGCAUUCAUUGCACAAACUAGUCAUCGACGCUGUUCCUGAAGAACAAGAUCUUAAUCGUUUACUUUCUGGAUCAGUAGACACAUUAUCAUGUUUGGUUCUCAACUUUUCAGUGUUAAAGGACAAUUUGUUGUAUGCAGAAAUAACAGAAAUGUCGGCUAAAACAGUAGGCAUUCUGUUGCGCAUGGGUAAUUUAAAAACAAUAUUUCUGAACAAUAUACGUCUGUGACAUAUUGAUAUCAAACGUUUAUGUCAAUACCUGAACGCCAGACAAACAAUGAAAAACAUCAUGCUUGAAUACAUCGAAUGCAAAGAUCACGAUGAUCAGUGUGAAGGUUUCUGCCUCGAUCUGUCCCAACACCAGGGAAUUAUUGGACUUUGUUUAGAUAACGUACCCGUGUCUAUGCUGCAUGUUGACUCUUCCUCUUUGGAGUACUGUAAAGUAGGAAACUUACGACCAAAUGUUGUAUCAUCGUUACUUCAAUGUCUGCCUGAAGCAAGAAAUCUUAUCGAAGUAUCGUUCUCACAGUUUGAGCAUGAAAAGUCAGAUUCUAUUAUAAAAACACUGUCGAAGUUGAAAAUACUUGAAAGGGUUGCUAUACAAGACAUAAAUAUCGCUGAUACAGCACUCACACUGCCAACUCUAAUGACAAAUUUAGAGCUUGUUCACCUAAAUAGGGUUACUAUGACAAGUACUUCACUGCGAUGUCUUGUUAACAGUAUUGCCGUUCUGCCACAAAAAGUCACGAUUAACCUGUCUGCAUGUACCGUGAAACCUGACAAAGACUAUAGACAAUUGAAGAAACAGAUAAGUUCAUCUACAAAAUACCAACUGGUGUUUGAUGGAGUUACCGAAAGCAACAAAAAUCAGUUUCAGUUUUUCAAACUUAAAAGUGCGACAUAGUAUAAUCACAGUAUGUAAUAUUUACUGUUUGCUCCACUUUUUCCUUAUCACGGGUUUUUCCUUGAUUUAUCUUUCAAUGUAGGACAAUAUAACAAAUAAUAGACGUCAUUAUAAAAACAACGGAUACCAAGGGUGAUAUUAGAUUUAGAGUAUCUUAAUUAAAACAAAUAACUGGUUAAUUUCAGCCAUUUUUGACACCGAAACUAUUUUAACAUUUCAAUCGCGAGAUUGUUAGAUGAAUGAUUGUAAUAAAAUUUUCAGGAUGUCUCACAACAUUUUCAUAUAAGAAUUAAAUCUUUCGAAAAGGAAAUAACAUUGGCCAUACUUUUACACAAUGAAAAACCCAUUUUAACAUAUAACAAAAAAAUAAGAACCUGCUAUCCCUAAUAUCAUUCAUAGAAAUAGUUAGACUGAUGUGUAAUUUUUGAUUAGCCAUAAUGUACGGGAAACUCUGAUACAAAUUAGAGACUAUGACGCUUGUUACACUCAAGAAAGAAAAACGCAACAAUCCUUUAUGUCAUUUCACAAAAACACACCAUAUUAGAUCAGACUUAAUAAAUAAUAAAAAAACAUCUUAUUAAAAUAUUUGCAUACAAGCUGCAAAGAAGUAAUAUAUUUGUACUGAAUGGAUGUUACGCUUUUUCUUUUUUUCUAAUAUAUAGUGGAGGAGGAGCACGGGCGGCUCUGAGAGAUUUACGGAUGGUAGCUGGGUUAAAUAACAGGUCCGUGACAAGCCAGCUAGAUUGGCGACUGGCAUGAAAACGUUCGACAUUUCAAGAAAGACUUGAUCCCUCUACGGUGAUCGACAUGAUUCUUUAUCCUACAUUAUAUACAUACCCGACAUGAUUGUUUAUGCUACAUCAUAUACAUACCGACAUGGUUGUUUAUGCUACAUCCUGUAUGUACCCGACAUGAUUCUUUAUGCUACAUCAUAUACAUACAGGACAUGAUUUGUCUAUGUUACAUCAUAUACAUAACAGGCACGACUGUUUAUGCUACAUCAUAUACAUACACGACAUGAUUCUUUAUGCUACAUCAUACACAUACCCGACAUGAUUGUUUAUGCUACAUCAUAUACAUACCCGACAUGAUUGUUUAUGCUACAUCAUAUACAUACCCGACAUGAUUGUUUAUGCUACAUCAUAUACAUACCCGACAUGGUUAUUUAUGCUACAUCAUAAACAUACCCGACAUGAUUGUUUAAGCUACAUCAUAUACAUACCUGACAUGAUUCUUUAUGCUAUAUCAUAUACAAUCCCGACAUGAUUGUUUAUGCUACAUCCUAUACAUACUCGUCGUGAUUGCUUAUGCUACAUCUUAAACAUCACCGUAAUGAUUGUUUAUGCUAUAUCACAUACAAGCCGGACAUGAUUGUUGAUGCUACAUCAUAUACAUACCCGUAAUGAUUCUUUAUGCUAUAUCAUAUACACACCCAACAUGAUUCUUUAUGCUACAUUAUAUAUAUACCAGAAAUGAUUGUUUAUGCUACAUCAUAUACAUUACCGACAUGAUUGUUUAUGCUACAUCUUAUACAUACAAGACAUGAUUGUUUAUGCUACAUCAUACACAUAACCGACAUGUGUGUUUAUGAUGAUUAUGAUUGUUUAUGCUACAUCAUAUAAAAACCCGACAUGAUAUAACCUCAUCAUUUACAUAUUCGACAUGAUUGUUUAUGCCUCAUCAUUUACAUAUCCGUCAUGAUUGUUCAUGCUACAUCAUAUAAAUACCCGACAUGAUAUAGCCUCAUCAUUUACAUAUCCGACAUGAUUGUUUAUGCCUCAUCAUUUACAUAUCCGUCAUGCUUGUUCAUGCUACAUCAUAUAAAUACCCGACAUGAUUGUUUAUGCCUCAUCAUAUACAUACCCGACAUGAUUGUUUAUGCCUCAUCAUAUACAUAUCCGACAUGAUUGUUCAUGCUACAUCAUAUACAUACCCGGCAUGAUUGUUUAUGCCUCAUCAUAUACAUACCCGAUAUGAUUGUUUAUGCCUCAUCAUAUACAUACCCGACAUGAUUGUUUAUACCUCAUCAUAUCCAUACCCGACAUGAUUGUUUAUACCUCAUCAUAUACAUACCCGACAAGCUUUUUUAUGCCUCAUCAUAUACAUACCCGGCACGAUUGUUUAUACCUCAUCAUAUACAUACCCGACAUGAUUGCUUAUGCUACAUCAUAUACAUACCCAACAUGAUUGUUUAUGCUAAAUUAUAUACACAUCCGACAUGACUGUUUAUGCUACAUACUAUACAUACACGACACGAUUGCUUAUGCUACAUCAUAAACAUAUCCGACACGAUUGUUUAUGCUACAUCCUAUACAUAUCUGAUAUGAUUGCUUAAGCUACAUCAUAUACAUACCCGACAUGAUUAUUUAUGCUACAUCAUAUACAUAUCCGACAUGAUUGUUUAUGCUACAUACUAUACAUACUAGACACGAUUACUUAUGCUACAUCAUAUACAUACCUGGCAUGAUUGUUUAUGCUACAUCAUGUACAUAUCCGACAUGAAAUUUAUGCUACAUUCUAUACAAACGCGACGUGAUUCCUUAUACUACAUCAUAUAAAUACCCGACAUGAUUGCUUAUGCUACAUCAUAUACAUACCCAACAUGAUUGUUUAUGCUACAUUAUAUGCAUAUCCGACAUGACUGUUUAUGCUACAUACUUUACAUACACGACACGAUUGCUUAUGCUACAUCAUAAAAAUAUCCGACACGAUUGUUUAUGCUACAUCCUAUACAUAUCCGACAUGAUUGCUUAAGCUACAUUAUAUACAUAUCCGACAUGAUUGUUUAUGCUACAUCAUAUACAUAUCCGACAUGAUUUUUAUGCUACAUCCUAUACAUACUAGACACGAUUACUUAUGCUACAUCAUAAACAUACCUGGCAUGAUUGUUUAUGCUACAACAUGUACAUAUCCGACAUGAUUUUUAUGCUUCAUCCUAUACAAACGCGACAUGAUUCUUUAUACUACAUCAUAUAAAUACCCGACAUGAUUGCUUAUGCUACAUCAUCAACAUACCAAGCAUGAUUGUUUAUGCUACAUCAUAUACAUACCCGACAUGAUUGUUUAUGCUACACUAUGAUUAUCAUGAUAAAAUCAGGAGUAUAUUCGGCAUAAUUCUUGUGCACAAUUAGGAAUAUAGCAUGAUUCUGCAUGCAACUUUAUGAUCAUAAUUUACAUAAUUCGUCAAUCUGCAUGAUGUGCACAAUCUACAAAAUUAAUUUUUAAACCUAAUUUGCAUUUCCAGCUAUAUACAAUUGCUAUUCCGCAUCAGUCAAAAAUUCUUUAUGGUAGCAAUAUUAUUCUGCUUGAUUUAUUUAUUUUGGAACGUUGUAUUUUUGGCAUUUUGUCGUCUUUAUAUAUUUAGGUUAUGAUAAGAUAAAUAUCACAUUCAUUUGAAUAUGUUAGCCUGCCAGAUAUUUUGAACAUUUGAAAAAUAAUUUCAACCUCGGCUAUCAUCUCGCUUGACGUUAUAUUGCUCUGUUUCACAAUUUCUAUUAACUCACUUAAAUACAUGUGAUGUAUAAAUAAUGUUAGAUUAUGAGCAUAACAUAAAAAAUAUUUGUCAGGCUGCAUCAUAAGCUUGAUCAACAUGAAGCAUACUUUACAUUAAUUUUGAGCACAAUCGGUAAGAGUGUUUUCCUUGAGUUUCCGUACAAACGACAUUAUAUUUCCACUACCUUAUGCGAAUAAUAAACUUGAAAAUUCAUACGACGUUUUGAGCAUAAUCGACAUGAUUCGUAUUUACUUUGGGCAUAAUCAACUUCAUGAAUCACACUACAUUAUGAGCUCAAUCGAUAUGAUAAUUCAUGCUAUAUUAAAAGCAUAAUCAACAUGAUAGUUCAUACGACAUUAUGAUCAUAAUCGACAUGAUAAUUCAUUCGUCAUUAUAAACACAAUUGACAUGAUAAUUCAUGCUAAAGUAUAAACAUUAUCGGCAUGGUUAUUCAUAAAAUAUUAUGAGCAUUAUCGACAUCAUAAUUUAUACCACAUUAUGAUCAUGAUUUACAUUAUUUUUCAUGCUUUUUCAUGGAUACUUAUCAACUUUCACUCCUCGAUAUAGUUCUCUAUUAAUGUCGACAUUAUUUAUAUUAGUGAUUGACUGCUAGAAAAUAUCGUUCCAUUAGCACAGUUCUAGCUUCAAGAUUAAAAUUGUAAGAGAUAUUUCCUUCGUACGGUUUUAAUGUUUCAAUGUUAAAUGCGAUAAAAUAAAGAUAUGAUAUUUUCCAUCAUGUCUAAUUAAUUUGCAUUUGCACACAUUUUUAAAAUGAUACAAAGUAUACACAUCUUGCUGCUUUGAGCGGCAUUGCAUUCUUUCCAAAAGAAAUCAGAUUUCAUACAAAGCCGUUAGAGGUCGUUUCAUCAUUCAUUUUAACAAGAGUUUUUU
Messenger RNA from Mercenaria mercenaria, 8309 nucleotides. RefSeq lists its product as uncharacterized. The record is from RefSeq and is a predicted model, not a curated record. The transcript has 5 exons. Bases 614 to 2029 code for a protein of 471 amino acids. Lineage: Eukaryota; Metazoa; Mollusca; Bivalvia; Venerida; Veneridae.